CUGGGUUCUCCUCACAGCACUGCGGUGGAACUUUGAACCGAGCAUAGAAAGCGGAAUUCCCUAUCACAAUGUCCAUAACGAACACGCCGACAAGUAACGAUGCUUGUCUGAGCAUCGUCCACAGCUUAAUGUGUCACCGUCAGGGUGGGGAGAGCGAGACAUUCGCAAAGCGGGCCAUUGAGAGUUUGGUAAAAAAGCUUAAAGAGAAGAAAGAUGAACUGGAUUCCCUGAUCACCGCAAUAACCACAAAUGGAGCACACCCUAGCAAAUGUGUCACUAUCCAAAGGACGUUAGAUGGCCGUCUGCAGGUGGCUGGUAGAAAGGGCUUCCCGCAUGUCAUAUAUGCCCGUCUCUGGAGAUGGCCAGAUCUUCAUAAAAAUGAACUGAAGCAUGUCAAGUACUGCCAGUAUGCCUUUGAUCUGAAGUGCGACAGUGUCUGUGUGAAUCCUUAUCACUAUGAACGGGUCGUGUCCCCAGGAAUAGACUUGUCGGGACUCACAUUGCAAAGCACUGCGCCAUCUAGUUUACUAGUGAAGGAUGAAUAUGGCCAUGACUAUGAAGGACAGCAAAGCAUUUCCUCUUCUGACGGACAUUCUAUUCAGACAAUCCAACACCCACCAAGUAACAGGUCAUCCAGCGACGGCUACAGCAAUUCUUCACUGCUGGCAUCCAGCGAGCCAAGCACCCCCAAUGCCGCCUCCUUUGCCAGCAUCCCCGUUCCUUCAACCAGUCAGCCUGCCGGUUUAUUGGCAGCUACACACGCUGAUGGACUGCUGCAGAUUGCCUCCGUGCCGCCUCAGGGGACGCAGCAAAAUGGCUUCAGUGCUCAACCAGCCACGUAUCAUCACAACAGUACCACAACCUGGACUGGAAGUAGAACAGCAGCUUACACACCCAAUAUGUCUCACCACCAGAACGGACAUCUUCAGCACCAUCCACCCAUGCCCCAUCCCGGACAUUACUGGCCUGUUCACAAUGAACUCUCAUUCCAGCCUCCAAUUUCCAAUCACCCAGCCCCGGAGUACUGGUGCUCUAUUGCUUACUUUGAAAUGGAUGUUCAAGUGGGGGAGACCUUUAAAGUCCCUUCAAACUGUCCCAUUGUCACUGUCGAUGGUUAUGUAGACCCAUCUGGUGGUGAUCGCUUCUGCUUAGGUCAGCUGUCCAAUGUACAUAGAACAGAAGCUAUUGAAAGAGCAAGGUUACAUAUAGGUAAAGGAGUGCAGCUGGAGUGUAAAGGCGAAGGUGACGUGUGGGUGCGCUGUCUUAGUGAUCAUGCCGUGUUCGUACAGAGCUAUUACCUGGACAGAGAAGCAGGGCGCGCUCCUGGGGACGCCGUUCACAAAAUUUAUCCAAGUGCUUAUAUUAAGGUGUUUGAUCUGCGUCAGUGUCAUCGACAGAUGCAACAGCAAGCAGCCACAGCUCAGGCCGCAGCAGCAGCACAGGCCGCAGCCGUAGCUGGUAACAUACCCGGGCCAGGGUCUGUUGGUGGCAUUGCACCAGCCAUAAGUCUAUCCGCAGCAGCGGGAAUCGGUGUCGAUGACCUCCGUAGGCUGUGCAUUCUGCGGAUGAGCUUUGUGAAGGGCUGGGGUCCUGAUUACCCGAGGCAGAGUAUAAAGGAGACCCCAUGCUGGAUCGAGAUUCACUAA
Messenger RNA from Nanorana parkeri, 1646 nucleotides. RefSeq names its product SMAD family member 4 (gene SMAD4). Gene Ontology annotation, cellular component: heteromeric SMAD protein complex. Bases 69 to 1646 code for a protein of 525 amino acids. Gene Ontology annotation, biological process: anatomical structure morphogenesis; BMP signaling pathway; cell differentiation. NCBI's taxonomy places the organism in Eukaryota, Metazoa, Chordata, Amphibia, Anura, Dicroglossidae. The transcript is spliced from 11 exons. Gene Ontology annotation, molecular function: RNA polymerase II cis-regulatory region sequence-specific DNA binding; I-SMAD binding; DNA-binding transcription factor activity, RNA polymerase II-specific. The record is from RefSeq and is a predicted model, not a curated record.